AUGAUGCAUCCGAUAAAUACGAUCAUAUUUCUCCUUCUAACGACCUGUAUUCACCUAAUCAAUACUACUGAGAUAGGUUAUCCAACUGUUGAGCAAGCGGGUUUUCAUCACAAUGCUCUGCUCUAUAUCGACGGGAUUCAUUCGCCCGAGAAAUUGAUAUUUUGGCUCACUGGUUCGUAUAAUACACUCGAUUCUCGUCGUGUAAUUUUUGACACAGUAACCAUAAUCGUUGAACGUACACCAUUUAAUUCUGUUACGGCAUAUUCGACAAAUAAACAAGAUUGGUCGUGGUUUCUCGAGACGAAACUUGCUGGUGAACAUGGAAUCCUCUCGAAUUUGACUCAAGCUCUGAAUCGAUUAGAGCCAACAGCGAAACCUUUACAAGUCGUUGUCAUGUUACCUUAUGUUGAUCCGGUUGAUCAACAAGCCUUUUCUCCAACGUUAAACCUUGCCAAUUCAAAUCAUCGUCAACAAGCCAUUCAGUGGUAUGUCCAAACAGUGAAAGACAACGUCGAACGAUAUCCAAAAUUACUCCUCUGGGGAAUUUAUCUUAUGCGGGAAGAUAUUUCCUUAGGUAUCAACGAAGAAAUCACUAGAGAAAUCAGUGAAAUAGUACACUCCCAUCAAUUACGUUUACUUUGGAUUCCAUACACAAGUGCAGUCAAUUGGAAUAACUGGUCAAAACUCGGUAUCGAUGUCGCUAUUCUACAACCCGGCUAUGCUUUUACGUCACCAUUGAUGCAAGGAACAUUCAAUGCUGGUCGAGUGCGAGCAACCGCAAAACUUGCUCGAAAAUACGGUUUAGGCGUCGAAAUUGAAAGCAAUCAAGGUGCAAGUACCGAAUAUGAAAUAGGACUCUUACAAAAUUAUUUAGCUCAAGGUUUUAUUGAUGGCUAUCAAUUUGUACCUACCGCUUAUUUUCUCGGUAAUUAUGAUACAAUCGCACGAUCAAAAAGAGCAUGUGAUCUUCUUCGCAACUAUACGUCCGGUCAACCAAUUCAGCCAACAUUUCUAACAAAUCUCCCAUGGUCAUGGACAUCUGAUCCAACACUUCAAGCAACGAUCAAUGUUUCAGCUCCCGUCACUCCGCAAGCUGUUCGAAUUAACUGGUCGUCAAGACAUCGAAAUUGGUUGGGUAACGUUAAGGUCGAAGGUUAUAUAGAAGAAGAUCACAGUUAUGUAUGGAAACUAUUGAGUAGUACUGAAGUUGGUGAAAAAAAUUGGCGUGAUGAAGAUUGGACGAGUACAUUACUGCCAUUUACGUUAUUGUCAUCACAAAAGAUUUUGUCAAUACGGAUAUCAUUUACUAGUUAUUUUUUUACACCUUCAUUCACUAAUGAAGAUCUUAUUAUUGAACAGAUGCCAAAUGGCAUUUCUCUUCAUACAAGUACAGGUGCUCCGUACCGUAUAAUACCAUCUAUGUAUACUUACGAUGCUCAAUAUGGUGAUUCAACUAGUCAAACAUUAUCUCAUUUUCAUCGUGGUUUACUUACGGAUAGACAGUGGUCAAGUGCGGAAUGGGAAUCCACAAUGUCUAUCGGCUGGAUUAAUGAUAUGUCUACUCAUCCUUAUAUUCGUAUUGCAAUCGAUUUUGGUGAAAUCAUGCAUAUUGAUCAAAUUUUAGUUCGUACUCAUGGUGGUAAUUCUGCAAGUGUUAAUUGGCCUAACAUGGCCCGUUUACUGAUCAGUAUGACGUGUGUACCAUUUUCCUCAUAUAGUUCGACGAACUGUCCUGUGAAAAGUUAUCCAUGCACCGACCGAGUCAUUACAGGUGGUACGGAUACAAAUCAAGGAGGUAUUUUAUCAUUUACAUUUUCGAAUACUCUUCGUUGGGCAACAUUAGAAUUUCAAUCCAACGGUUGGUUGAUGAUCGAUGAAUUACAAGCUUUUGUUAACGGACGUGAUGUUUCUAACUUCAUACAAUAUUAUCUUCUUACACCACCUACGUCAAAACCUUCAACUGCUGGUGUUUCGUAUUCGGACAAUGGCAUUCGUCUGACUGAUGGUGUUAUUGCUGGAACAAUGGGACCAUUAACAGGAUGGAUUAAAGGCGAAUCUCGUUCGAUUAUCGUUGACUUAUUGAAUACGCGAACUAUUCGUGAAACGUCCGUGUGGGCGCUGAUUCAAUUAGACUGGGCAAUUAGUCCACCAUCGUCGAUCAUUGUUAGUACUAGUCUAGAUGGUAAAACAUGGGAUCUAUUUGAUCGACAAGGACAAAUGAGAACAGGUGAACGUGUAUUAGAUGCACAACGUUUAUUCUUGAUUGCAGAUCAGGCAAGACAAGCUCGAUAUGUGAAAUUUGACUUUCCUGUUGACCAACUUACUCCUGGUUGGUGGACAAUGCUCUCUGAAGUAUCUGCUACAGAUUGA
Messenger RNA from Adineta ricciae, 2370 nucleotides. NCBI's taxonomy places the organism in Eukaryota, Metazoa, Rotifera, Eurotatoria, Adinetida, Adinetidae. The record is from the annotation of a GenBank genome assembly.